CCCCUAGCCUUAGUCUCCCUCUCAAACAAACACUCUGUCUCUCUAAUCUUCAAUCCGCACUUGGAACCAAACUAGUCGGGAUAUGGAUUGGACUACGUCAACAACCAUACUGGGAUGGUCUCAUCCUCAUCAUCCAAGAAAUCAAGUCUAAAAAGGCCAACGUGUUACUUACCCUGGGUGGAAGCGCACUCGUAGAUGGCCUAAAUGCCAUCUCGUACACUCUCGCCAACGUCUCUUCCUCCCCCGUGUCCAAAAUUCUAGCAGCUACAAUCCCACUCAUACUCGUACCGACUAGCCAAAGCGGAACCGAAUACAACAAACACACCGGCGGUACCAACAGUAUAACGCGUCCAAAAGACCCACUCAAGCAUAUACGCCACCUUUAUAGUCCUACACUCACGUCUCAACCUCAUAACUCCCCCCGGCGUCUGUCUUGGCUCCGGGUCCGAGCAAUGAAUCACUGUUGUAAGGCAACCUGCAGCAACAUUCCUAAACCCUGUGUUGAUGAAGCCACCGCCGAAACACUCAAACUUCUCACUCCAGGGUUUCUGCAAACAAAGCAGGAUUCGAGAGAUUUGGACGCGAGAUUGAGGGCUAUGCUUGGGGUUAAUUUAGCUAUGAAGGCAUUAUGUAGAGUGUGAGUCAUGGGAUUGGAUAUUAGUUGGUUCCACUGGGUGUCGGAUAUGGGAGAAAGGAAUUGUGUUUUGUUGCCCUGGGUCAUUAAGUAUAGUCCUACUCAUGCCAGAGAGGCGCGUAUAGAUAUUUGCAUCGGUAGGGGAAGCUUAAAGGAAUUUUGUGGGGAAAAAAGCAGGGUUGGAUAGGGAAAGGAGUGGCGUGGUUGUUGCGUUGAGGGCGAUCCCUACCGAGUUGGGGAUGCCGGGGAGCUUGAAGGAGUUUGAAGUGGGUAGGGAGAGUGUAAGGAACUGGGGAGCAACAGUUUGAACGAUGCGUUUAUGAAGAAUAAUCCGGUGUUGUUUGGGGAGAGAGGGGUGGG
Molecule: messenger RNA, 994 nt
Organism: Zopfia rhizophila CBS 207.26
Lineage: Eukaryota; Fungi; Ascomycota; Dothideomycetes; Zopfiaceae
Source: the annotation of a GenBank genome assembly